Messenger RNA from Magnolia sinica, 565 nucleotides. RefSeq lists its product as uncharacterized. The record is from RefSeq and is a predicted model, not a curated record. The coding region runs from base 71 to 565 and encodes 164 amino acids. The transcript has 4 exons. NCBI's taxonomy places the organism in Eukaryota, Viridiplantae, Streptophyta, Magnoliopsida, Magnoliales, Magnoliaceae.
GAGAGCAAGCGAAAGGAAUAAAAUUAAUCGGUCUAAGCUAAAAGGACCUGUGUGUCUUGGGAGGAACAGCAUGGCUGUUCUUCGCCAUCAGAUGACGAAGGAGAGGAAUCUUACCUCUGAUGCCGAGAUAGGUAGAUGUGAUGUUUACUUAAGAGCCCAUACAAGCAAGGACAAAGUUGUCCAGUAUCCUGACCUUGUUGAAAAAUUAGAUGAGCUUUAUUCUAGCAAUCCUUCUUCUAAGAUUACCAGCGUUGAUGAUGCCCUUACACAGUUGGUUGGUUCUGAUAGUAGAGGGCGAAUGCGGGGUCUAGGUUGCUCAAUAACUAAGACAGGACUGAAGAUGUCAACCCCUGCCCGUUCAAAGGUAGAGAAUUUGAUAAAAGAAAAAGAUGGCCUAGUGCAGGAGAUAUUUGAUAUAAAGAAAUCAUUGGCCAAGAUGGAGGCCUGGAUGGAGUUGCAGCAACAUGCACAAUCUACUCAAAACCUCUCAUCACCAACAAUUGCUAAAUCUGCUCAGGCAUUGUCGGUAUGCAAGUGUAAAUUUGCUACAGUAUUGAACUUAUAA